AUGCAGAGGAUGGCAGCCUCCCCUCCUGUCCCCACAGAGUCCCUCACCCUCCGGGUGCUCCAAACCAUCAUCUUCCACAACGCCAGCUCCACGGACAUGUGGGGGACGGCCUUGCUGGGCGACCUGGAGACCCACUCCCUGGCCUGCAGCACCUGCGAGAUCCGCUUCCUGCAGCCCUGGGCCCGGCAGGGCCUGACCCCGAAGGAGUGGCAGGACCUGCAGGAGCUGAUCUAUCGCUACCUGUCUGACUUCAUCCGUCUGGUGAAGGCACUGGCUGCGGAAGAAGGAGAGGGCUACCCCAUUGUUACCCAGUUCUCCAUCGGCUGCGAGCUGCACCCCAACGGCUCCUCGAGGCGAUUCUGUGAUGCUGGGAUGAACGGUGAGGACUUUGUCAGCUUUGACACGGACAGCGGCAAAUGGGUCACUCGGCAGAGGGAUAAACUGAUGCUCAAAGCCCAGGAGAUUCUUAACUACAACAAGGUUGUGGCCAUCACGCUUCAGUUUCUCCUGAGAACAACGUGUGUCAAUCAGCUCAAGAGCUUUGUCCAGCAUGGGAAUGAGUCUCUGGCGAGGCAAGAGCGGCCGGUCGCCGUGGUGUUUGCCCGAGUGCCUCCCCCAGCCGGGCCCCCCGCGCCGGUACUGCUGGUUUGCCGGGUCACCGGUUUCUACCCCCGGCCUGUCCGCGUGGCCUGGCUGCAGGACGGGGAGGAGGUGGUGCCGGGCUGGUGGCUGAACUCCAGCGGGAUCCUGCCCAACGCGGACCUGACCUACCAGCUGCGCAGCUCCCUGGGCGUGGAGCCGGGCGCCGGGCACAGCUACGCCUGCCAGGUGCAGCACAGCAGCCUGGGGGGCCAGAGCCUGCUGAUCCCCUGGGAGCAGAGCAGGCCCUGGGGCCCCGGCCUGGUCGUGGGCAUCACCCUGGGGGUUGUGGCCAUAGCCGCCGUGGCCGUGGUGCUGUGGCGGAGCAGACGCAGGGGCUACCAGGACGUUAGACCAGGGGAGUCCAGGCCCUGAGGGUGUCACAGGCCCAGGCGUGGGGAUCAGCCCCUCCCCUGGGGACAUGGACAUUGGGGCUGGAUCCCUGCCCGGCUCCAGAGCUGAGGGCCCCAAGAACAGGACUGGAUCAAAGCGCUGGGAGAUCGGGGCCCUGUGGGGGGGGUGGGAUUCUUCUCCCUCUGGGACAUUCAGGGACACUUGGGGGACUGUGAGAUCGCUGAGUUCCAGGAUCUGCAGGGAGCCGGCACUGGCCUCUUCCAUUCAAUAAACCCUUCCGGGAGGGGCUGCCCAGUGGACCCCACCGGGGGCUGUAGGAGCCGGGGCCUGGCUGCAGGGGUCAGACACAGCUACGUACACAAAGGGGGUAGGGGUGUGGGAACCAGGAGGGCCCUGGCAGGGCCUUCAGGCUGAGCUGAGGUGCCCGGAAAGCAAGCGAGUUCCCCGUGGGACAUAGGCCCAGUAACCCCCACAGAGCCCUGACCACACUACGGCCUUUGGGGCGCUGGGGAGGCCGCUCCAAGUUGCUGGCUGGGCUGGGCUGAGAGCUCCUGGGGGCAGGGACCCUUCAUAGCUGGGUGUGAGGGACCCCGUGACAGGAUUGAAAUGAAACGGUUCGAGAACGGGCAGGAGCAGACGGCCAGGGUGGUGUUCACGGAGCUGCUCCACAACAGAGACUGAACCUUCCAGAUCCUGCUGGUGCUGGCGAUGACCCCCCGGCGCAGGGACGUCUACACCUGCCAGGUGGAGCACAUCAGCCUGUGCAGUGGGGUAAGAGCCUCUGAGUGUGGGGCAACCCCUGAGCCCGCUGGGGCACCCCUAGCUCUGUGGAGCCCCCUCAGGGGAUGGGCCGGGUCAGAUCCCCAUCCCCACCCCGGGGGCAGAGAGCAGGGACGUGACAAGGGGAAGGAGAAGCUGGGCUCCUGUUUUCACAGAAGCACCAACUGACUCUGCCAGGGGCAAGAUGCUGGCUGGGGUCGGGGGCUCCGUGCUGGGGUUGCUCUUCAUGGUCCUGGGAUUGCUCCUCUGCCUGAGGAAUAAGAAA
Messenger RNA from Mauremys reevesii (Reeves's turtle), 2038 nucleotides. RefSeq names its product antigen-presenting glycoprotein CD1d-like. Gene Ontology annotation, cellular component: external side of plasma membrane. Gene Ontology annotation, biological process: immune response; antigen processing and presentation, exogenous lipid antigen via MHC class Ib; antigen processing and presentation, endogenous lipid antigen via MHC class Ib. NCBI's taxonomy places the organism in Eukaryota, Metazoa, Chordata, Testudines, Geoemydidae. Bases 1 to 1014 code for a protein of 337 amino acids. The transcript has 6 exons. Gene Ontology annotation, molecular function: endogenous lipid antigen binding; exogenous lipid antigen binding; lipopeptide binding. The record is from RefSeq and is a predicted model, not a curated record.